AAGUAAUAAAAAGCUGGACACUUCUGUCAUUCGGACAUUUUUACUCACAAGUUCCCAGAAUGAGGGCUGUGCUGGAGACAGCAGACAUUGCCAUAGUGGCCCUGUAUUUUGUCCUGGUCAUGUGCAUUGGUUUCUUUGCCAUGUGGAAAUCUAAUAGAAGCACUGUGAGUGGAUACUUCCUGGCCGGGCGCUCUAUGACCUGGGUGGCCAUUGGUGCCUCUCUGUUUGUGAGCAAUAUUGGGAGUGAACACUUCAUUGGGCUGGCAGGAUCUGGAGCAGCCAGUGGAUUUGCAGUGGGCGCAUGGGAGUUCAAUGCCUUGCUGCUCUUGCAACUUCUGGGAUGGGUUUUCAUCCCUAUUUACAUCCGCUCAGGGGUGUACACCAUGCCUGAAUAUUUGUCCAAGAGGUUCGGUGGCCAUAGGAUUCAGGUCUAUUUUGCGGCCUUGUCCCUGCUCCUCUAUAUCUUCACCAAGCUCUCGGUGGAUCUGUACUCAGGGGCCCUCUUUAUCCAGGAGUCCUUGGGUUGGAACCUUUAUGUGUCUGUCAUCCUGCUCAUUGGCAUGACUGCUCUGCUGACCGUCACUGGAGGCCUUGUUGCAGUGAUCUACACAGACACUCUCCAGGCUCUGCUCAUGAUCAUUGGGGCACUGACACUUAUGGUUAUUAGCAUGAUGAAGGUUGGAGGGUUUGAGGAAGUUAAGAGAAGGUACAUGUUGGCCUCACCCAAUGUUGCUUCCAUUUUGUUGACACACAACCUUUCCAACACAAAUUCUUGUAUGGUGCAUCCUAAGGCAGAUGCCCUAAAGAUGUUGAGAGAUCCAACAGAUGAAGACGUCCCAUGGCCUGGAUUCAUUCUUGGGCAGACCCCAGCCUCGGUAUGGUACUGGUGUGCUGACCAAGUCAUCGUGCAGAGGGUUCUAGCAGCCAAAAACAUUGCUCAUGCCAAAGGUUCUACUCUGAUGGCUGGCUUCUUGAAGCUCCUACCAAUGUUUAUCAUAGUCGUACCCGGAAUGAUUUCCAGGAUACUGUUUGUUGAUGAUAUAGCUUGCAUCAACCCAGAACACUGCAUGCAAGUGUGUGGAAGCAGAGCUGGGUGCUCCAAUAUUGCUUACCCACGCCUGGUGAUGGAGUUGGUUCCCGUGGGCCUUCGGGGCCUGAUGAUGGCAGUGAUGAUUGCAGCUCUGAUGAGCGACUUGGACUCCAUCUUUAACAGCGCCAGUACCAUAUUCACCCUCGAUGUGUACAAGCUUCUCCGCAACAAUGCAAGCUCGCGGGAACUGAUGAUUGUGGGCAGGAUAUUUGUGGCUUUUAUGGUUGUCAUCAGCAUAGCAUGGGUGCCAAUUAUUGUGGAGAUGCAAGGAGGCCAAAUGUACCUUUAUAUCCAGGAGGUGGCGGAUUAUCUGACCCCUCCGGUGGCGGCCCUCUUCCUUCUGGCAAUUUUCUGGAAACGUUGCAAUGAGCAAGGGGCUUUCUAUGGUGGAAUGGCAGGUUUUGUUCUUGGAGCUAUCCGUUUGAUACUGGCUUUCACCUACCGUGCUCCUGAGUGUGACCAACCUGAUAACAGGCCCAGCUUCAUCAAAGACAUCCAUUAUAUGUAUGUGGCUACAGCAUUAUUUUGGAUCACAGGACUCAUUACUGUAAUUGUUAGUCUUCUCACACCACCUCCCACGAAGGAUCAGAUUCGUACCACUACCUUUUGGUCAAAAAAGACUGUGGUGACGAAGGAGAGUUGCUCUCAGAAAGACGAACCAUAUAAAAUGCAAGAGAAGAGUAUUCUGCGAUGCAGUGAGAAUAGUGAAGUCGUCAGCCACACUAUUCCCAAUGGGAAGUCUGAAGACAGCAUUAAGGGGCUCCAACCUGAAGACGUUAAUCUGCUGGUGACAUGCCGAGAGGAGGGCAACCCAGUGGCUUCCAUGGGUCAUUCAGAAGCAGAAACACCAGUAGAUGCUUAUUCCAAUGGGCAAGCAGCUCUCAUGGGUGAGAGAGCGCGAGAGAAGGAAACAGAAAGUAGAAGCCGGUAUUGGAAGUUCAUAGACUGGUUUUGUGGCUUUAAAAGUAGAAGCCUGAGCAAGAGGAGCCUCAGAGACUCGAUGGACGAGGAGGCCGUUUGUUUGCAGAUGUUAGAGGAGACCCCACGAGUCAGAGUGAUCCUAAACAUUGGACUUUUUGCUGUGUGUUCACUCGGGAUUUUCAUGUUUGUUUAUUUCUCCUUAUGAACUUAUGGAUAUGGUGAGAUACUUAAAAAAAAAACAAAACAAAACAUGGUCUUUGAAAACAAAAAUGUAACUGCUGCAGCUCUCAGGCAUUGUUUACGCUGAAGGUUUUAGCCAAAUUCUACUUAGCAGAAAAAUCAUCUAUUUGCAAGACUAUUUUCCCAGAGAUGGAGGAAAAGUAAAUCUGCAACUUAUCUGAAACAAAGCAGAAUGAAUUGUGCAAAAAAAAAAAAA
Messenger RNA from Rattus norvegicus (Norway rat), 2447 nucleotides. It is a transcript of the gene Slc5a3, whose product is annotated as solute carrier family 5 member 3. NCBI's taxonomy places the organism in Eukaryota, Metazoa, Chordata, Mammalia, Rodentia, Muridae. The record is from RefSeq and is marked validated. Gene Ontology annotation, cellular component: apical plasma membrane; basolateral plasma membrane; membrane. Gene Ontology annotation, biological process: myo-inositol transport; transmembrane transport; sodium ion transmembrane transport. Gene Ontology annotation, molecular function: D-glucose:sodium symporter activity; transmembrane transporter activity.